Messenger RNA from Hevea brasiliensis (rubber tree), 3418 nucleotides. RefSeq lists its product as uncharacterized. Lineage: Eukaryota; Viridiplantae; Streptophyta; Magnoliopsida; Malpighiales; Euphorbiaceae. The record is from RefSeq and is a predicted model, not a curated record. Bases 138 to 3146 code for a protein of 1002 amino acids. The transcript has 13 exons.
UCCCAUACACCCUAGCGCCAGCGGCUGCCCCAAGCAAAAUAAAUUCCUUCCGUCAGGACUCGGAAGCCAAUGCGCGCUCUCACUCCGGUACCUUUAAAAUAACUCAGAGACCGAAGAGGGAGCAGUGCGUACCAGUUAUGGGCUCCUCUUCUGCUUCUCUUCCUCAUGUUCUUUUCUCUCUCACGCUAUUCUUCGUGAUUCUCCCACCUCCCACACACGCCUCCACUGUCAGAGGGGUUGACAUUGGAAAUCCAGUUAUAGAUGUCAUUCCAUCCUUUCCUAAUAGACGUUUGCCUAGCCCAAGUUCAAAAGAUUUCUUAUAUUGUGAACGAGUUAAAGUGAGUGGUCGCUCGAGAUUAGAGGUCCGGAGUUAUGCUAAUUCCUUUCGAGUUACUUUGGCUCCAUCUGCUGUAAUCCCGGAGAGAUUGCAUAGCAAAAUUCAAGUUUGUUUUCACCGGAAUGCUUCGCUUGGAUUAUGUCAUUGUGAGAAGGAUGAGUGGAAAUCUAUUCAAAAGGGUCUGUGGAGAUCUAUCAUGUCUCCUUACGAGGGGAGAUAUGUUGAUGUGAAGUUCAUAAGUGAAAUUUCUGGUUCUGUCAGUAUCUCUGUUGAAGAAGAUUUUCAGAAAUGGCGCCUCCUGUGUCUAGCAGUGGGAUUUCUGUUAUUAUUGCUCGCUCCAAUAGUCAGCAGUUGGGUUCCUUUUUAUUAUAGCACCUCAAUGGCUAUUGGUGUUUUCCUUCUUGUUAUAAUCCUUCUUUUCCAGGGAAUGAAAUUAUUGCCAACUGGAAGGAAAAAUUUCUUCUAUCUUUCUAUAUAUGGAUCAGUGCUUGGAGCUGGCACUUUUGUUUUACAUCACAUUUCGGUGGUGGUAAAUUCCAUUCUCAUCAACUUUGGGCUGAGUGAAGAGAUGCACAAUCCAGUCUAUGUAUUUGUAUUAGUGGGGAUUGUUCUCGCAGGAGCUGCUUUAGGUUACUGGAUAGUGAGGAAAUUUGUGAUCUCAAAAGAUGGAAGUGUGGACGUUGGUGUAGCCCAGUUUGUGAAAUGGGCAACGCGCAUCAUUGCGACCACAUUUAUUUUGCAGAGCACUCUUGAUGCUCCUUUAGCAAUGGUCAGCUUGGUUUCGUUGUAUACCAUCUGCUUUCUUAUCAAUGCAUUGAGGUGGCGUCAUCCAGUGCAUGAAUCAUAUUCUCGGGGUGGCAAAGCAAUAACAGAGCACAAACGUGCUGAAUUCCUUAGCAGGUCAGCAAAAAUGAGCUCUGGAGGGAAGAUAUGGAGUAGUCCAAAGAGCUCAUCUGCUUGGUCCAACUCUCCUGUCAAAGGUAUGGCUAAUCAACAAACAAGAAGAGAUUACAUUGUGCGAGGUCCAAUUGAUCCAGAGCUUUUACGACUCCAGUCACAACACCGUUCUGAAGGGAUUUGGAUUGGUACAAUGGAGCAUGAGGUGCUUACGUGUAGAAGGCAGGGGAACAUAUUGCAUGCUGACAUUGAUGACCAAAUUGUUCCUCAUCUCCACGAUUCUGGAUUUAUUGGAAUUGCUAGAUUAGGAUUUUUUCCCCUUGACUGGCACCUUAUUAGUGCCUUUGUAGAGCGAUGGCGACCGGAAACUCAUACAUUUAUGAUGCCAAUUGGGGAGUGCACAAUCAGCCUUCAAGAUGUUGGCAUUAUCACCGGAUUGCCAAUACAUGGUUCUGCAGUAACUGGAAUGUCACGAGCUGAAUGGCCAGAAGUUUGUGAGCUCUUGUUGGGAGCUAGACCACCUCCAGAAAUGAUUCGAGGACAUACAUUAAAAUUAUCAUGGCUAAUUGAUGAGUUUGGAGCUAUUCCACAUGAAGCUGAUGAUUUAACAGUGUUAUGGCAUGCAAGAGCAUUCAUAUUACGACUCAUCGGUUCGAUAUUUCCCGACAAGACAAACUCACGUGUGAACUUGAUGUUCCUACCCCUAUUAGAAGACUUGAGGCAAACUGCGACAUACAGUUGGGGUGGAGCUUGCUUAGCCUUCCUUUAUCAUGAGCUUUGUCGUGUUGCAGUUACUGAAGCAAAGGAGAUUUCAGGACCCCUGUUCAUAUUGCAAAUCUGGGCUUGGGAGAGAUUUAAAAUAAUCUCUCCAUCAAUAAGAGAUCCAUCGGCACCUCAUGAUGCACCCCUAGGUGCUAGGUGGAGUAGAGCUCGACAGAUCACUGAAGUUACAACCCAUGUACUACAACAAAUUCGGUACAAUCUUGAUCGAAUGCGACCUGAAGAUAUUACAUGGGAACCAUAUAAUGAGGAAUUGUUGGAUGAGCUGCCCGACAUGUGCAUACAGGGCCGUCCCAUAUGGAAGACAGUGGUGCCAUUAAUUUGCUUCCAUAUUAUUGAAUGGCACCAGCCUGAUAGAGUGAUGAGGCAGUUUGGUUUGGCUCAACCUAUUCCACGACGAUCGAUGCAAACAGAUGAGUUACAUGAGAUUACUCUCCGAUUUAGUGAGAGUGAUUGGGCGCACUACCAUGCGACGUACAUUAAUCGUUGGAAUAGGCGAGAACAUUACAUUGUUCAAGGGCAAGAAAUGGCACAACCACUCCACCAUCAUUCUGAAUAUAUGGAGUGGUAUCGUCGAGUUGCAAGACGUUGGAUCUCAAUAAGUGGAGCUGCCAUUGGUUGUGUGGAGGAUGCAAUUGAGGAUUGUUUGCUAAAAUUACAGAACCCAUCAACAGAAAAUGUGGCUGAAGUUAAACAUACAUUAAGAAAAAUGAUGAUUGCUCUAGAGGAAGAAAGUCGGCUUUGCCAAAUGCCACCUCCUCAGUCCGCACCUCAAGCAACAACCUUUAAUGAUGAAUUAGAAGAUGACCAACCCAUCAACCAGCCUGAGCCCUCACAUAGAGCAACACGACGCCGAUCACGUCCUGCUCGACGUCGUCAACAUCCAGUGCGUCCAGCCUCUCCUCCCGAUGAUGCUUUGCCCCCACUUGUUGCAUUCCACCCUUACUGCAUCACAUCAGCGCCUGAUCAUUCUGAUCCUAUUCCCUCGGCUCCUGCACUAUCUGAUCCUGCUCAUUACACUGGUCGGAUGGCUACCCCAUCAAUGUCUGGCCCAUCAGCAUCAUGGAUGUCAUAUCAAACUCAAAUGCAAAACAGAAGCACAUUCGACUUUACUGAGAGUCAACAGCCGUAAACAGCAUUCGGCGGCUUAUUUGCUCCAUUUGACAGACCAUCAAGCAUUGGGCCAUCACACUAUAUGUUAGAUCAAUUUAGUGGAUAUGGGUCAGAACAAUACUUUGCACCAUAUCAUUCUGGUGCCUUAGGCCAUAUUCCAUCUGCUGCGGGUCUAUUUGGAUACCAUGAACAAUUUGCAGUUUAGAUUUGACUUAACAAAACCAGAUUUCCUAGAAUAAUAUUGAUCAUCACAAACUGAUGUUUUGCAAGCCAAGAAAUUGUUUUGAUCAA